CGCGCGCGCGCGAGAACGAGGGAGCGCGAGCGCGCCCAGCCGCACAUCUCUGUCGCGCUGAGGCUGCAGACAAAGGCAGUGAGAGACUCGUCUGGCUCGCGUGCAGCAUCCACACCCUCUCCGGAGCGCGGCAGUAUCACCAGCGUAGACCUUCCCUUCCCCUCGUUGCCAUGGAACAGGAGUUCGGCCACUUCGACGAGCGAGACAAGGCGUCCCGGACCCCGCGUGGGGCCCGCGCCAAUGGCUUGCCCAGCCCUACGCACAGUGCCCACUGUAGCUUCUAUCGCACACGCACGCUGCAGACCCUCACCAAUGAGAAGAAGGCCAAGAAGGUGCGCUUCUACCGCAACGGCGACCGUUACUUCAAAGGCAUCGUGUAUGCUGUGGCCCUCGACCGCUUCCGCACCUUCGAUGCCCUGCUGGCCGACCUGACGCGCUCACUGUCCGACCACAUCAAUCUGCCACAGGGUGUGCGCUUCAUCUUCACUAUUGAUGGGUCCCGUAAGAUCACCUCCAUGGAUGAGCUGGAGGAAGGAGAGAGCUAUGUGUGUGCAUCUGAGAACUACUACAAGAAAGUGGACUACACCAAGAAUGUCAAUCCCAACUGGUCAGUGAACGUCAAGGCCUCAGCUUCCCAGAGGCAGUCGCUGGCCAGCGCCAAGGGUGCCGGCGAACCCAAGGAAAACAAAGAUUUUGUGCGGCCCAAGCUGGUGACGGUGAUGCGCAGCGGGUCUAAGCCGCGCAAGGCUGUUCGGGUGCUGCUCAACAAGAAGACGGCGCACUCCUUCGAGCAGGUGCUUACUGACAUCACCGAGGCCAUCAAGCUGGAGAGUGGUGUUGUCAAGAAGAUCUACACACUGGAUGGCAAGCAGGUCACUUGCCUCCAGGAUUUCUUCGGGGAUGACGAUGUCUUCAUUGCCUGUGGCCCAGAGAAGUUCCGCUACGCUCAAGACGACUUCUCCUUGGAAGAGAAUGCACACUUCCCCCCUGGAGCCAAGUCCAAAUCGGCCCAUGGAGGGUUUAACCAAGAGUGCAGAGCCACAAAGACGAACCCCAAAGGCAGCGCUCAGAAGAGCUUGAGCAAGAGCCCUGGGCCCGCCCGGCGCACCAAGUCCCCCGCCGAAUCCACCAACGGGACGGCUUCCAGCAGCCAGAUCUCCACUCCUGUUUCCAAGCAGUCCCCCAUCUCCACGCCCACCAGCCCAGGCAACCUCCGCAAGCACAAGGACCUGUACCUGCCCCUCUCUCUGGAUGACUCUGACUCCCUGGGGGACUCCAUGUAGACCACAAGGCCCCAGAUCCCCACCUCCCCCUCCUCCCCUGCCCCUUGACAGCAGAGGUAUCCCUGGUGCUCACCGUGUCCUGCAAAUGCCCAUCCUGGGCAUCAGACGGACAUCAGUCCUCACUGAAUACUGCCUACCCUUAUCAGCCAUGUCAACACGACACCGGCUCUCCCAUCUCGGUGUUCCCUGGGUUUCCCGUGAAGUAAAAAGGCUCUACGCUGGACAUGUGCAUAUACAUAACCUGUGUAGGCAUUAACGCACAAUCAUGUCCCAUCGUUCUGUGUGUAGUAUGUUGCUCAUCAUUGUGUUUGAGGUGGAAGCAGGAGGGCAGUUGAAGUGAUCGUCGGUGUUUACGGUAGAGCACUUCAAAAAAAAAUUCGAAAUUUCACACCAGAACCCAACCUAGACUGAAGUGUUUUUUAAAAAAAAAAAAAAAUGCUUACUCACUUUCUUUCACCCAACACAGACCCAAUCCUCUGUUUUCAUAUAUUAUAAUUUGUCUAGUGAACGGAUACAUUUUCGAGCUGCAGAACAUACAGAAAUACUUUCAAGUAUUUUGAAUUUCUUUCGAGGUUUAUACGUGUCCAUUAAGUAAGUAUAAUUAAUUUGUACAACAAAUGAAAGAAAAUUCCUGACGAAAGCUUCCAGAUUCUUUAUGCAUAUACCAAACGACGUGAUGUAGGUUUCUUGUAUCGUGUGAACCGCAGAAAACCUCGACUUGAGUCUUAAACGUUCUCUGCACCGAAAAGAUCCUUUUUUUUUUUUUUUUUUUCUCCCCCCCCCUCUGCCCCGCUAUAGUGCUUCAGGAUGGUUUUGGCAAAAAAGAAAUGGCAAGUUAUUUAGCAAGAAAAAUAUGAUGGCAGAUACAUUUUUGUUUCAGCACUUGGUUUUCACUGGAAUUAUGAACAUGCUGAGCUCUCUUUUUGUAGCAGCCUGUUGCCUUCCAUGGGAUAAAGGAAGAGGCAGGAGUGCGCUGUUGUCAGGGCUGUACCCUGUUCCCUGUACCCUAUAGCCUAUACCCUAACCCCAGAACCCUGUACCCUGCACGCUAGAAAGCUCCACGAAACUGAACGAUAGUGUCAGAUCCCUCUGAGAAAAUCCAAAGUGAGCCGUUUGUCUCUUUACAAUGGGAAAAGCACACAGUUAGGUCACUUUAACAAACUUUGGCAGCUUAAAGUUUUUCGCACAUUUUUUCUAACAACAUCUGGUCUCGUUGGGCAGCUCUCGCUGUUAAGGGUCCACAUUCGCCAGCAGCUUCUCGCCGGACGAUGGCAGGCUGCAACAUUAUAUUGCAUUUCUCAUGUGCGGUGCUUCAUCUGGAAGAGUCAUUGCCGUGUGUUCCAAGCAUGCUUCGAAUCAAGCGGAGGAAGCCGGAAGUGCUGAGCCUCACAUUUAUCCUCCCCCCCCCUCCGGCAGAAUGUACUGUGUGCACUGGGGUGUCGCCUAAAGUGAUCUGAAACGAGCUGGACUGAAAGUGGUGAAAAUGAUGGACGUAACGGUUUUCGUAGGAUUGGUGGGGGUGGUAUUACGUUUUGGAGGUCAAGAAUAAGUUCGUACUAAUUAUGAAUUCCAUAAUGCAUGUAAUAAGGCAACUGUAGAAUAGAAUGUUAAGCUAUGUAUAGAAAUGUCAUUCAUGUUUACAGUUCUAUGUAUGAUGUAAGCUCUCGAGGAGCAGGUGAAGAGUGCUCUGUGUGAACAUGUACUCAGUGGUCAGCUAUCCUGACUCGCUGCAUCAGCCGUACGGCACAAAUAAAUUGAGAAAUGACUUCAAAUUCCGUCACAUCGUGCAAGUAGGGAAUGAGUCGCGUUUUCUUGUUUGCCCUCACGCUUUUUUACAGGCGAAAGCCACGGACGUCAUCCGUUGUACUGUUCACAGAAAGCACUGCGAAGUGCACAAUAUGCUGUUCCUUUCCACAACAGGGUAAAUUUUUAGAGUCCUCCAUGUAGUAGUAAAGACUGUAUGUUCCAAUUAUGGCAUUUUUUUCCCCUCCCAAAAACUUAAAUACUGAAUAAUUGUCACACGAUUUUGUUUUCUCGCAUUUUUGUACAUGGUUGUGUUAGAAAGGGCUGUUUUGUGUCACGUGCCACUAUGAAAAAUGGAAGGUGAACAGAACUUCCUUCCUGUGGUGCCUUUUCUAAUAUCUUUUAAUAGCUUUUAUUACAGCCAACUGAG
Molecule: messenger RNA, 3456 nt
Organism: Scleropages formosus (Asian bonytongue)
Lineage: Eukaryota; Metazoa; Chordata; Actinopteri; Osteoglossiformes; Osteoglossidae
Product: neuronal migration protein doublecortin-like
Exons: 8
Coding region: 171-1283 (370 amino acids)
Biological process (GO): axoneme assembly; photoreceptor cell development; retina development in camera-type eye
Cellular component (GO): axoneme
Source: RefSeq, a predicted model, not a curated record